CAGCCAAUGCCCUGUCCGGUGCUCCUCGGCACUGUGAAAGGUGGAGGUUUAUUAGCUCUUCUGCACAGAUACACAAUUGAGAAAAAAGUAGCAAAAGUGGAGAAUGUGCUGAAAAAAGGUGUGGGAGUUGACAGCAUGAACCACCUUGGACAGACACCACUCUUUUGUGCGUCUCUCCUUGGCUUUGCCAGUGUAGCAGAGAAGCUUCUACAGUAUGGGGCAAAUCCAAAUCACCGCUGUAAUGAUGGAAGUACCCCCAUUCAUGCUGCAGUUUUCUCUUGUAAUCCCUGGCUGCUGAGUUCACUGCUGGAUUCUGGCGGGGACCUGCGUCUCCAUGAUGAUCAGGGCCGGAUGCCGAAGGACUGGGCCAAGGCAGGUGCUCAGGAGAACAGUCCGAAGAUGCUUGCUUUUCUGAUGAGAUGUGAGUCUCAAAUGCAGAGGUUGCUGCAAACCCAUCCGUCCAGGGAUGCGCGUAUCACCCCAACCUCCUCAAAGACACUGCUCAGCUCUCCAUCCCUGCUUAAGCUUUUGCGACCUCGGGCAUCUGGGCUCACUCAUGAAAAUAAAAUAAAUUAUAAGAUGUCUGCCUGUGAUAUGAUGAUGCAGUGUUUUGGCUAUGGAAAGUUAUACUCUGAGAAGCCAGAGUUGGGUCUGGGACUGGCUGCUUCUGUGCCCUUGAUAAGUGACAGUGAUUUAGCUCAAGCUAACGAUGAGCCUCUCAAUUCCUUUAUGUGUGGAUCUUUCAUACGUAUGACCAAUUACAGUUGGAAAGGAUGUCGUGUCACUGUUAAAGAGCUGCAUGAUCAGAUUUUGCAACAAUAUGAAGAACGUGAUGGUCUCCUGGAUCUACUAAUUUCUGAGCAGGAGUAUUGCUGUCAGCUGUCUCACCCGCACCUGCUGCUGCUGAUGGCUGUGAGUAUGUCCGUUGACCUGGACAGCACAAAGCUGGUCUAUGAGAGAGUAAAUGUGGGGUCCCUGUACAGUCUGCUGCACCAAAGGCGGGAUGAGUUUCCUCUCCUACAGCUGGUUGACCUGUUAUCAGUGGUGCUACAGGUGUGUGAAGUGUUAAUGUACCUGCAUGGCCGAUCUCUGGUGAUCCGGGCCCUUUCCUCACACACUGUACUCAUUGUGCACCCUGGAAUUGCCAAGGUUACGGGCCUCGGGUUCAUUGUGCCCAGUGAGGGAACGGCCCCCUACACCCCACCUCCUGUUCCUUUACCUCUCAGCCUUAUCAACUGGGCAGCUCCAGAAGUGAUAAGAUGUAGAGCAUGUACAGGAAAAGCUGAUCUCUAUAGUGUGUGCACCCUUAUACAGGAGAUCUAUACAGAUGCUUUGCCAUGGGGCUCCACAGACCCACGCUGGAUAAAACGGUUGGUAGAAGCCGGCCAGGCUCUGAUAGCAAACCCUGCCGUGCCUGAGCCUUAUUACCAGUUCCUGCAGGCGGGCCUCCAGCACAGAGCCCAGCACAGGACCAGCAACCUGCACGAUUUGUGCUACAAUCUACGCUGUUAUAUAAGGGAGAUAAGAAGCGAGAAUACAAGAAGUGGAUGGAACUCAUGGUCAGCUCGUCAGAGCAUCCCUGGAUGGAACACUGACAUUAAUCAGGCGAGAGAGCAGGUCAAAUCUGUAUAUCAGCACUGCAGGACUGCAGUACACAAUGUGAUCCAGGAAAAUCUCCUGGAAGGAAUCUACAAAGAAGAAGAGGAGUCCACCACAGACACUGAUGACCUCCACUGGGAUAUUUCGCAUAGUGAUGUCACUGCUUUGCAGGAAUGGCCAACUACCCAUCAUACUCCACUUUCUGAGCCACCUUGUUCUAACUAUAGUGAUACAGACAAGGAUCUGGCAAUUAACCGCUCUAUCUCAAAGCAUACUGGCUCCAUUGUUCUCAAACUUAAAGUGUCUCAGGUUCUUCUACAGCAGGCUGAGCAGAGUCUGGAUAAUGUAGAGGCGGCCCAAUUGGACGCCCCUUGCUUUGAUGAGGUGGAUGCUGUGAUGAAGAGGGCGCACAUGGAAAAAGAGUGCAGGGAUGGUGUUGGGAAGGCUGUGGGACCACCGUUUAAAAAUUAUAUUCCCAACUGGACCAUUAAUGGAGAUGAGGAGGUCAGUCAGUACAGCUCAGCUCAAGAUGAGAGCUUCGACAGCACAUCCCUUCCUAGUAGUGUAAAGGAGGAGAACAGGGACUUGAAGAGAGUUCAAACAACAAAAAGAGGACAGCAACAGACAGGACAUCAAAAAUCUGAGAGGUUACAUGUGCAACUUGGGUUGUUGGAGACUCAGAAAGAUGACACACACCAAUCUCUUAAAAAACACGUCCAAACAAAACCCUCAUGGACCAGUGAGGUUAGUGAAAUGGUGGCCCUAAUGACACGUGGGCGAUUGGGGUCACCCUUGAGUGCUUUUGGCAGCAGUGACAGUGAGGAUGUAGCAGAGCAACAGUUCCACCUACAGGACAGAAAUAGUGUGAAUGGCUACCAGGAAUAUGAGACCCAGGAAAGCACUGAUCUGGAGCAACUAUUCAAGAGUUUUGCCGGUAUUCAGAGUGAUAGUGAGGAGAGCACAAAUUACCACACUAUCGAUCACACUUUUGAUGUGACCAAUGGAGUGCUGGAGGUGACAAGCCAAACUGAGGAUGAGGGAAGUUCAGAUGGUUUGGACUAUACACAGACACAGCAAUCUAGCAUGUUCUACACACCCAAACAUCACCUGUCCAACCACACAUCAUCUGAUGAAGAGCGUUCUCAGUCAUUGAGCUCAGAGGACGAGUUGGACGUCACAGUGGAGGUGUGUCGACGCAGCACAACUCCAGCAGAGGGAAAACAGGCUGGUGAAAACAGUCUGAGUGAAUACCAGCUUGCUCAAGAGGACUCAAAGGAGUCUGAAUCCAUGCACAGGUGUAUUCCUACCAUCAGUUGUUUGCCUGACAUCGCUGAGAUUGCAGACCUCUCCAGCAUAUCCUGUUCACCAGCCAAUCACCUAGAAUGGGUGGAGUCAGCUGAAGCCCCGCCCAUCCCUCUCAGCAGAGGACAUCCACCCUGUAACAGCACCCCACGCAGCCCAAAAGGCCAUAGGACACACCUUAAAGAUGUGCAGGUUGGCACUGAGCCCCUCCCUCACCUCCAGAGCUUGUUGGACACGUCACCAUGGGGCAGUGCUCCAUCCCAUACUGUCUGCACAGAGAGUUACACCACAGUCAGUGCAGGAGACAGCAGCACUGUCAGUCAAUGAAUCAUGAUAUUUGAAUAAUAUAUUUCUGUCAACAAUCAUAUCAGUA
This is a messenger RNA of Sinocyclocheilus anshuiensis, 3274 nucleotides long. RefSeq lists its product as uncharacterized. Gene Ontology annotation, biological process: attachment of spindle microtubules to kinetochore; intercellular bridge organization; male meiotic nuclear division. Gene Ontology annotation, cellular component: intercellular bridge; midbody; kinetochore. The transcript has 22 exons. The coding region runs from base 7 to 3228 and encodes 1073 amino acids. Gene Ontology annotation, molecular function: protein kinase activity; ATP binding; protein binding. Lineage: Eukaryota; Metazoa; Chordata; Actinopteri; Cypriniformes; Cyprinidae. The record is from RefSeq and is a predicted model, not a curated record.